Molecule: messenger RNA, 1008 nt
Organism: Tetranychus urticae (two-spotted spider mite)
Lineage: Eukaryota; Metazoa; Arthropoda; Arachnida; Trombidiformes; Tetranychidae
Source: RefSeq, a predicted model, not a curated record
CGAGCACAUUCAUGACUGAACUCGAAACUCUAAUCUUAAAACUGGUAUUGAGAAACAUGGAAAAAGAGUCUCUUUAUAAGUGAUCUUAGUUUAGUCUUUUGUUACACACGAGAAGUGAUCUACUUUUGCUCCACCAUAUUUGUGCUUCAUCUUCAGUUAAAAUUUUGUAAUUCUGCUUCUAAAUUAACUUAUUUUACUUUUAUUAUACUUAUCAAAGAUAUAUUUUUUUGAAGUGAAAUGAAUCAAGAGAAUAGUAAUUCUGAUAAAAUUACAAUAAAAGUAAGGCAUUCGGAUGAGGAUUAUCAUGACAUUACAAUUGAUUGGUCAAAUGAAAGUUUUGAUUACAGGAAACAAUUGUUCCAUCAGCUAUCUGCAUACACAGGCAUACCGAUUAAACAACAAUCUGAUGUACACGUGGUUCAUGUAAAUCCUCAUCGCAACGCCGAUAUGCUAAAUGCUGAACACGACGAAACAGGAUUUUUUAACGCUCGUUACGCUUGGCAAUACGAUACCAAAGAGCUUGCAAUGAGCGCUUUUCAUGAUGGCGAUUGUUUUCUACUUGAAACGAGAAUGCAUGUAGAUGAUAUAGUUCCUGGUAUAAGUUGCUCGUAUCAAUUGGUGCAUCGUGAUGUGGCUAAUGAAUCUGGAUGUAACCUUCAAUAUUGCCAUUAUUUGGGUAGACGAUCUUUUACUAGCAAAAUUUCAGAGAUCAUAAAAGCAGACCAAUCGCAACCCAUUCUGGAUCCAAUGGUCAAUGGACAAACAGAAGAGGAAAGGAAACGCAUCAGAUUAGCUUUGUAUGAUGAUCAUCUCAGGGAGAUAAUCAGCAAUGCAGACGCUCAUUCUGUCCCACAAGACUGUGAAAUAAAGUACCAAGCUAAGAGUGCUUCUCGAUACCUGGAUUAUAAAUAAUAAUUGUUCUCGUUACCGUGGUUAACCUUAAUUUCUUUGUAUUUUUCAUUUUGUCUCAAAAUUGAUUGCUUUACCGUGCAAAAAUCCAAUCUUAUU